This is a messenger RNA of Anopheles coustani, 2841 nucleotides long. RefSeq names its product DNA topoisomerase 3-beta (gene Top3beta). Gene Ontology annotation, molecular function: DNA topoisomerase type I (single strand cut, ATP-independent) activity; DNA binding. Gene Ontology annotation, cellular component: nucleus. The transcript has 8 exons. NCBI's taxonomy places the organism in Eukaryota, Metazoa, Arthropoda, Insecta, Diptera, Culicidae. The coding region runs from base 100 to 2673 and encodes 857 amino acids. The record is from RefSeq and is a predicted model, not a curated record. Gene Ontology annotation, biological process: DNA topological change.
UAUACCGCACAACUCGAUUUUUGCGGCUGUUUUAACUUACAAUUGUAGUACAAAACCAAGUAUUCAAACGCAAAAGUAUCCACCCAACAAUCAUCCACGAUGAAAGUGGCACUUAUGGUGGCGGAGAAGCCGUCGCUCGCCGCAUCGCUGGCGAACAUUUUGAGCAAUGGGAAGUGUUCGGUACGAAAAGGUUCUAAUAAUGCCUGCUCAGUACACGAAUGGGUGGGCCAGUUUAAAGGCGAAGUGACGCGCUUCAAGAUGACAUCCGUUUGCGGCCACAUCAUGGGGCUGGAGUUUGUGGGCAAGUACAACUCGUGGGACCGUGUCGAUCCGGCGGAACUGUUUGCUUGUCCGACGGAAAAGAAAGAGUCCACGCCCAACCUCCGGAUGCCCUACUUCCUGUCGCAGGAAGCUCGCGGUUGCGACUAUCUCAUCCUAUGGCUCGAUUGCGACAAGGAGGGUGAAAACAUUUGCUUCGAGGUGAUGGCGGCCGUAUCCGGCUCGAUCCACAACGUAUCUUCCAACCGCGUCACCUACCGCGCAAAGUUCUCCGCCAUCACGGAGAAGGACAUCAAGUAUGCGAUGGAUAACCUUAUCCAUCCGAACGAAAACGAAGCCAAGUCCGUCGAUGCCAGACAGGAGCUGGACUUGCGCAUCGGUUGCGCAUUUACGCGGUUUCAAACGCGAUUCUUCCAGGGCAAGUACGCCGAUCUCGACUCGUCCCUCAUAUCGUACGGUCCGUGCCAGACGCCAACCCUUGGCUUUUGUGUGCAGCGUCACGACGAGAUACAAACGUUCAAACCGGAGACGUUCUGGUACGUACAGGUGGCGGUGGGCGAGAAUCCGGAGGUGAAGCUCGAAUGGCACCGAGUAAGGGUGUUUGAAAAGGAGAUCGCCUGCAUAUACCUAAACAAGGUCAAGGAACACAAAGAAGCUGUUGUGGAAGCGGUCACUUCAAAGGAACAGGCUCGUACACGCCCACAGGCACUCAAUACGGUCGAACUGAUGCGAGCGGCAAGCUCUGGAUUAGGCAUCGGUCCACACACCGCAAUGCAGAUAGCGGAAAAACUCUACACACGCGGAUAUAUAAGCUACCCCCGAACGGAAACAACUCAAUAUCCUGCAAAUUUUGAUCUGAAUGGAGUCGUACGACUUCUACAACCUUCCAAUGAGUUUGGCGAGGAGGCGAAAGCAAUCGCCCGUGAUAUGAACAAUCCGCGGAAGGGCAAUGACGCCGGUGACCAUCCUCCCAUCACGCCGAUGAAGCUGGCCUUCCGCAACGAGUUGGAAAGCGACAGCUGGCGAGUGUACGAUUACAUCUGUCGACAUUUUCUCGGUACCAUCUCGCGUGACCUCAAGUAUCGGUCGCACACGACCAAGUUCCGCAUCGGUGGGGAACUGUUUACGGCCACCACCAGCGCACUGAUCGAUCCGGGUUUCACGAAGGUAAUGACGUGGCAAAGCUUCGGAAAGAACGAACUCGGCCACCAGUAUACGGUGGGGGACAAGGUGAAGAUUAACGAUAUUCGGCUGGUGGAAAGUCAAACCGGUCCGCCGGACUAUCUGACCGAGUCCGAGCUGAUUACGCUGAUGGAAAAACAUGGCAUCGGGACGGAUGCGUCGAUUCCGGUGCAUAUAAACAAUAUCUGCCAGCGAAAUUAUGUCGCCAUCGGGGGUGGACGUACCCUCACUCCGACCAAUCUUGGAAUUGUGCUUGUGCAUGGGUAUCAAAAGAUCGACCCCGAGCUUGUACUCCCAACGAUGCGCUCCGCUCUGGAACAACAGCUGAAUCUCAUCGCGCACGGUUCCGCCGACUACCGGUUGGUGUUAAAACACGCGGUCGAGAUUUUCCGCCUCAAGUUCCUCUACUUUGUGCAGAACAUCAGCAACAUGGACAUGCUGUUCGAAGCGACCUUCUCGUCGCUCUGCUCGUCCGGCAAGUCGCUGUCCCGGUGCGGCAAGUGCCGCCGCUACAUGAAGUACAUCCAGUCGAAACCGGCCCGGCUGCAUUGUUCGACGUGCGAUGAAACGUACACCCUGCCGGUGAAGGGUAUCAUACGGGUGUACCGGGAGCUCAAGUGUCCGUUGGAUGAUUUCGAGCUGGUCGCAUGGACGAACGGUGCGAAGGGUAAAUCGUUCCCGCUCUGCCCGUACUGCUACAACCAUCCGCCAUUCAGGGACAUGCCGAAGAACUCCGGCUGCAACAGCUGUCCCCAUCCAACCUGUGCCCACUCGCUCUCGACGCUGGGCGUUUCGAGCUGCUUCGAGUGUGACCGGGGUGUGCUGGUACUCGACUGCACGAUGGCACCGAAAACGUGGCGUUUGGUCUGCAACGGGCUGUGCGAUGUCAUCAUUAGUUGUUUCGACGACGCACUGAAGGUUACGGUAGAAGCCGACUCGUGUGAGGAAUGUGGAGCUCAACAGGUGACCGCCAUCUAUAAGCAGGAGAAAACACCCUUCCAGGGCGGUGUUACCGAGAAGAAGGGUUGCCUCUUCUGUUUCGCCGAUUUCGUUCCUUUGGUGGAAAAGCACAAAGCUGUCGAAAUGCGUCGCAAUCAAGCCGGUGGCCGUGGGCGUGGACGAGGGUUCCGCGGCCGGGGAGGUAAAGGAGGCCGUGGGCGUAACAAACAGCCUAAGGACAAGAUGGCUCAGCUGGCCGCCUAUUUCGUAUAGGGGGAUCGCAACACCCAGGUACACAACCGAAGCAUUCACUCGUGAGCGACAAACGAACGACUACUGCAUUUCCACUCAAUCAAUCCCUUUAUGUAUGAAAUCGUAUUGAAAACGUGAUUUUUGAAAUCACACUACUUCAAUAAAUUUUUUGUCAUUUGACUUUCAGUA